This is a messenger RNA of Magallana angulata, 1044 nucleotides long. RefSeq names its product GATOR complex protein MIOS-A-like. The transcript is spliced from 6 exons. The coding region runs from base 1 to 672 and encodes 223 amino acids. Lineage: Eukaryota; Metazoa; Mollusca; Bivalvia; Ostreida; Ostreidae. Gene Ontology annotation, cellular component: cytoplasm. The record is from RefSeq and is a predicted model, not a curated record.
AUGUACUGGUCUGACCCCCGAUGGAGUGUCACCGAUCUCCAAGUUUUCAUUGAUUUUAGUAUGACCUAUGCUCUGACCCCUGAUGGAGUGUCCCUCAUCUCAAGGUUUGUGGACAUGACGGGUGAUAUACAGACGGCUGCCCUGCUGUGUGUGUUCUCUCUCCCCAAUGAGAUGUCCAAGGACGAGCGAGUUCUGAACUGGAUAGAAUCAUCUAAAUUUGACAUCAUCUGGCGGGCCGGUGACAACUUCUGCGUUAUCUUCCAGGCGUUUGUCAGCUGUAACUUCUGCGGAAAAUCCAUCGCCUGUAACAUGCCCGUCGCUAGUCGUGCUCGACCACACAAUUCUUACUCAGCCGGAACAUUGACGUCCACAAAACCAAAGAUAUCGUGCUGCCCCGGAUGUAGAAAGCCCCUCCCCCGGUGUUCCCUGUGUCUGACUCACCUAGGGACGCCCUCAGGGUCUGCUCUGUACACACAGAAGGACAAAACAACAUAUUCAGCAAAGAUGACGGCCAUUGACGAUUGGUUCACCUGGUGUCAAUCAUGUAGACACGGAGGCCACGCCUCUCACCUGUUAGAGUGGUUUGCUGAGCACUCUGAAUGUCCCGUCACUGGGUGUAACUGUAAAUGUUCUACCCUGGAUCACACUGCCAGGUUAGCGGCCGAGAGCUGACCAGAAUUUCAGUCUGUAUUGUGCAAAACUUUACUACUGUGAAAACUUGGAACUAAUUACACAUGACACUUCCUAUUGUGUGGGAGCUUGCAAAAGACAAAACGCUUUGGAAUAUGUCAGAAUACUUGAACAAAAUUGCAAAGGUUUUACUUUAACCGUGCUGCCAAAACAGUGAACGCCUAAAGAACAUGCAUGGGAAUUAACAUAAUUCAGAACAUAAAGUAACAAUCGAGGGGAAGUUUGCAAUGAUUGCAUAUUAUUUGUUCUACAAAUGACUCAAGACAGUGUCGUAUUUUUAUAUUUAAAAGUUAUGUGAUUAAAACAUUGGUAUAUUGAUCAUUAAUGUAAUUAAAAAAGUGAUUUCACAAUCAA